AGGUCUCAGGUGUUAAGCACCAUGUGAUGCAGAAGAUUUCAGUUGAUUUAAGUCUUAGUCAGGUGUAUAGAUCAAGGAAGGCAGCUAAGGGGCUGAUUACUGGGAAUGAAGAGGCUCAGUAUGGCCUACUUAGAGAUUAUGCAGAAAUGAUAUUAAGGACAGAUGUAGGAAGUAGGGUGAUUCUGCAAACAGAGAUGGAAAAUGAGAAUGUAGAGCCCAAGUUUAAAAGGAUGUACAUUAGGUACAAUGCUCAAAAAGUUGGCUUUCUAGGUGGUUGUAGACCCUUUGUUGGGAUGGAUGGAUGCCACUUGAAAGGUAGGUUUGGUGGGCAAUUGUUGUCUGCCACUGCCAAGGAUGGAAAUGACAAUAUAUUCCCAGUGGCAAUGGCUGUGGUUGAGCAAGAGAACAAGGAUAGCUGGACCUGGUUCUUGGAGCAGUUUGCUGAUGACAUUGGCAGGCCAGAUGAGCUCAAUUUGGUAUUCAUCAGUGACAGGCAGAAGGGCCUUUUACCUGCAAUGGAGACUCUAUUCCCAACUGUGGAGCACAGGUAUUGUGUGAAGCACAUAUACAACAACUUCAAGGUUAACCACAAGGGCAUGGAGUUGAAGAGUGUACUGUGGAGGUGUGCUAGCACAACAUCAGUUAGGGAAUUUGAGAGAGGAAUGGACCAUCUUAAGAGUUUGGAUGAAGAAGCUUGGCAGUACCUGGCUGAUAUAGAGCCUGCACAGUGGACGAGAUCCCACUUUUCUUCAAGAGCUUUGACAGAUUGUAUGGUAAACAAUCUGAGUGAGAGUUUUAACUCUAUGAUUGUGAAGGCUAAAGACAAGCCUAUCUUAUCAAUGCUGGAGUGGAUCAGAGUUAGGCUUAUGAGCAGGCUGUAUAUAAAGAAGGCUGGCAUAGAAAAGUAUAGUGGCAAUUUGUGUCCAAGCAUACAAAAAAAGUUGGAGCAGUUAAAAUUAGAGUGUAAAAGUUUCUGUGCAGUUCCUUCUGGGAGGUUUGUGUAUGAGGUUGACAAUGAGAGGGAAAGGCAUGUGGUGGACUUGGUAAAUAGGACAUGCAGUUGUAGAGUAUGGGACUUGACAGGAAUCCCUUGCAAGCAUGGAGUUGCAGCCAUUUUUGUGAAUCGUGAGAAACCAGAAGACUACACCCAUCCAUGCUACUACAAGGAUGCUUAUGUGGAGACAUACAAGACACCCAUACCUCCCUUACCUGGCCAGUCUGAGUGGAUGUCAAGUGGCCAACCCAAGCCUGUUGCACCUACUGUCUAUAAGCCAACAGGCAAGCCACCCAUGAAAAGGAAGAGAGAUGCUGAUGAGCCGAACCCUUAUAAGGUGUCUAGAGGAAACAGGCCAGUGAGGUGUGGAAGGUGUCAACAGGAAGGGCACAAUGCAAGGGGAUGCAAGGCCAAUGUCACUGGUGAGACAGCAUGGGAGAGGAGGCAGAAAUUGCAGAAAGGGAAAUCUGGAAGUAGAAGGCCUUCUACACACAAACAAGGAUCCCAGGCCCCAUCUUCAUCACAGACCCAAUCCUCAGCUCAGCCUCCACCAACACAUCAGCCUUACCCUAUGGCCUCAUCCAACCAGGCAGCAGGGUCACAGCCACAAGCUCCAGCUCCACAGCCUGGGCCACAAGCUCCAUGGUUAGGGCCACAAGCUCCAUGGUCACGGAACCCAAGUCAAUGGUACUCUUCAAACUUCAGGUACACAAUUAGAGGAGCUCCUUGGUUCUCUUCAAGCCAGCCAACACCACACACCCCUGCAGAAACAUGGGACAAUAGACCACUAUCAUCACAGCCUACAAGACCACCUGCUACCAGAGAAGCUGCUUUGAGAGGAAGGGGUGAUGCAACUAGAGCUUAGAAAUGUAGAACAAGAGGUGGAAAGGUCAGCUGUGGUGGGAGAGGCAAGGGCAGUAAAUGAAGACUAAGUCAAGACACUUUUGUUGCUAUGUAUAAUGUAUUAGGGUUAUGUAGUGUUAGGGUUUUAUGUAGUGUUAGGGUUAGGCAGGGCAGACAAUGGCAGGGCAGACAAUGGCAAGACACUUUUUAAUAUAGCUGUUUAAACACUUUUUGUAUUUUUGUAAGUUUUGUAAACAUUGGGCAGCUGCAACUCUUUUGGUUGUUGUACCAAAUGCCUUAUAUUUACUGGUGGUUGAUGAAAGACUAUUCAAUGCCACCUUAAAAUAUGUAUACAAUUUCCCAACUUAA
Messenger RNA from Quercus lobata, 2206 nucleotides. RefSeq lists its product as uncharacterized. NCBI's taxonomy places the organism in Eukaryota, Viridiplantae, Streptophyta, Magnoliopsida, Fagales, Fagaceae. Gene Ontology annotation, molecular function: zinc ion binding. The record is from RefSeq and is a predicted model, not a curated record. Bases 27 to 1859 code for a protein of 610 amino acids. The transcript has 4 exons.